This is a messenger RNA of Fusarium fujikuroi IMI 58289, 792 nucleotides long. RefSeq lists its product as uncharacterized. The record is from RefSeq and is a predicted model, not a curated record. The transcript has 2 exons. Lineage: Eukaryota; Fungi; Ascomycota; Sordariomycetes; Hypocreales; Nectriaceae. The coding region runs from base 1 to 792 and encodes 263 amino acids.
AUGGCGGUCAAAGCGGCAUUCAUCGGAGCGUGCGGCGCUACCUUGCGGCAUGUGCUAGCAUGGACAUUACUCGAUGGCCACAAAGCAGCUGCUCUUGUUCGAGAUCUGUCGAAAUUGAAAAAGACUCUCUUGGAUCUCGGCGUAUCUGAAGAGAUCCAACAGUCACAGCUCAUCGUUGUCACAGGAUCAUCUCGCGAUGUUUCCACCGUCCGCAGCCUUCUUCUCAACGACCCCGAGAUCAUUUUCAGUGGCAUCACAAGCACUUGGAAACUCCGAUUCAAUCCGUUCCACCCGAUUGCUAUGAAUGAUGCCACGAUCACCGGCGACUCUGCUGCUGCGGUGAUGCAGGCGUUAAAAGAUCUUGUUUCUACCAACAGCAUCUCAAAUUCACCGAUCUACGCCCCAAUAUCAUCGACUGGACAUGGCUCUCGUCGUGAUCAACCGCUUAGCCUCAUCCCGCUCUAUUGGUGGUUGUUGAAAGAGGCUCAGACCGACACUGCAGCUCUUGAGCGUGUUACUCGUGAGGCAGCGACGCAGAAGGACUCUGGUCUCGGUGGUUAUGUGAUGCUUCGACCUCCAUUGUUGACAGAUGAGGAGAUGAAAGGGACAAAGAAAGUACGUGUUGGGUGGAUUUGGGAAGAUGAUGUUUUGAGAAAGAGUGAUGAGCGAGAAACUGGUGUUCAAAUUGGGUACACUAUCAGCAGGUUGGACUUGGCAAGAUGGAUGUUUGAAGAGCUUAUCCAAAGGAAUGUCCAGAGUUGGAACGGGAAGUGCGUAAACUUGGUAUGCUGA